AUGGGAGGUAAUGCUAGUUUGCCGAUCUCACAUUAUCAGUCAUGGAGUACCGGUUUCUUCGUAAGAAUCGCCGUACAAAUCUUCAUCUCUUUCGAUAUAUCGAUGACAUCCUCAUCGUUAACUGCGCCAGCUUUGCUGAAAUCGCCAGCAACAUCUAUGGGCCCAGCUUGCAACUCAACACCACCUACUUCGGACAAAGGGCUUGCUUUUUAG
Molecule: messenger RNA, 213 nt
Organism: Gongylonema pulchrum
Lineage: Eukaryota; Metazoa; Nematoda; Chromadorea; Rhabditida; Gongylonematidae
Source: the annotation of a GenBank genome assembly